AUGCUACUCAAAAUAUUGUCUGUUCUGUUUCUAGCUCCAUUUCUUGUGAAAUCGUUAGACUCUACUUUGAAUGAUGAUGUAUUGGGUUUAAUAGUUUUCAAAGCUGGCCUGCUUGACCCACAAUCAAGGUUAAUCUCUUGGAAUGAAGAAGCUGACACUGCCUGCAAUUGGGUGGGAGUGAAAUGUGAUUCCAAUUCCAAUCGAGUGACUGAGCUAGUCCUCAAUGGCUUUUCUUUAUCUGGGCACCUCGGACGAAGCCUAAUAAGAUUACAGUUCUUAAGAGUGCUUUCAUUAUCGAAGAACAAUUUUACGGGGCCAAUCAAUCCAAUUCUUGCCCAAAUUGAGAACUUAAAAGUUCUUGACUUGAGUGAAAAUAAUCUAUCAGGACCAUUGCCAGAUGAGCUCUUUCGACAAUGUAGGUCUCUACAGGCAAUUUCACUAGCCAAGAACAACCUGACUGGCUUAAUCCCACGGUCCCUGACCUCAUGUUCAAUGCUGGAAAGGGUUAACUUUUCGUCGAAUCAGCUUUCAGGUCAGGUGCCUUCUGAAUUAUGGUCAUUGAGUUUGCUCCGAUGGUUAGAUUUAUCGGAUAAUUUGUUGGAGGGUGAGAUUCCUAGAGGGAUUGAGGGUUUGUAUGAUUUGAGAUCAAUUAAUUUGCGCAAGAACAGGUUUAUAGGCUGGCUGCCGGAGAACAUUGGAAACUGUUUGCAUUUGAAAUCUGUAGAUUUUGGUGAGAAUGAUCUUAAUGGGGGCCUUCCCGAGUCAAUGCGAAAACUUGGGUUUUGCAGAUAUCUUGAUCUAAGUGGGAAUUCAUUGACGGGAGAAUUUCCCGACUGGGUUGGAGAUAUGAGAAGCCUCAAGUUUUUGGAUGUUUCGGCCAAUAAUUUUUCUGGUCAGAUACCUAAUUCCAUUGGCAGUCUUCAAUCCCUGAAGGAAUUGAAUCUAUCAAAAAAUCAGUUCAUGGGAAACUUACCAGAGUCUUUCAUGAAUUGCAUAAACCUUAAGGUCCUUGAUGUUGGGCAAAAUUUGUUCACUGGUAACCUUCCUUCAUGGGUUUUUAAGUUGGCUUUGGAGAGUGUCUCUGCUUCUGAGAACAGAUUUUAUGGAAACCUCGACUAUCCUAAUCCGUUAUUGCUGUCAGCAUCCUAUCAAAACCUUCAAGUCUUGGAUUUGUCAUCGAAUGCGUUAUCUGGUGGAAUUCCGUCUGCUAUUGGGAAUUUCAGUAGAUUAAGGAUCUUAAAUAUUUCGAGGAACUCAUUAGGUGGUUUCAUCCCACCUAGUGUAGGUGUUCUAAACACCACCCUUAUUCUUGAUCUUAGUCACAAUCGGCUAAAUGGAAACAUCCCUGCUGAAAUUAGAAGAGCAGUUUCGUUGCAAGAAUUAAGACUUGACAGCAAUUUCCUGACUGGAGCAAUUCCAGCUGAGAUUGGGAACUGCUCGUCUCUAACCUCAUUGAUCCUCUCUCACAACAACCUUACUGGUCCUGUCCCUGUGGCAAUUGCAAGCCUAUCCAACCUUGAGGUUGUGGAUUUGUCAUUCAAUCAAUUUUCUGGGAGUUUACCGAAAGAACUGGCAAAUCUCUCCAACCUUGUAACAUUCAAUGUCUCCUACAAUCAUAUCAAAGGAGAACUUCCAGUUGGUGGCUUCUUCAACACCAUUUCUCCAUCAUCUGUCAUUGGCAAUCCGUCCCUAUGUGGCUCUGUCGUGAAGCACUCUUGCCCUGCUGUCCACCCCAAGCCACUGGUCUUAAAUCCCAACUCGUCCAACUCCAAUCACGGUUCUCUUUCUUCAAAUCUCCGUCACAAGAGAAUUAUACUUAGCAUAUCUUCCCUUAUUGCCAUUGGUGCUGCUGUUUUUAUUGCCAUUGGUGUAGUAACUGUCACAAUUCUAAACAUGCACGUUCGUGCUUCUAUGGCACGUUCUGCUGCUGCAUUCACAUUUUCAGGAGGGGACGAUUUUAGCCCUUCUCAUGGCACUGAAGCUAACUACGGAAAGCUCGUCAUGUUUUCUGGUGAUGCUGAUUUUAUAGGUGGGGAUCAAGCACUGCUUAAUAAAAAUUGUGAACUUGGGCGUGGUGGAUUUGGAGCUGUUUAUCAAACAGAACUUCGAGAUGGACGAUCUGUGGCCAUCAAGAAGCUUAAUACGACGAGUUUGGUUAAAUCCCAAGAGGAUUUUGAGAGGGAAGUUAAGAAACUCGGAAGGAUUAGGCACCAGAACCUUGUGGCACUUGAAGGGUAUUAUUGGACUCCAUCUUUACAGCUCCUCAUUAAUGAAUAUAUUGGUGGAGGAAGUUUGUAUAAACAUCUUCAUGAGGGAGAGUGCAAUGGCUGUCUCACAUGGCAACAAAGAUUCAAAAUAAUCCUCGGUACAGCUAAAGGCCUGGCUCAUCUGCACCAGAUGAAUGUUAUACACUAUAACAUGAAGUCCACCAAUGUACUGAUCGAUACUUCUUGUGAUCCUAAGGUUGGAGACUUUGGCCUGGCUAAGUUAUUGCCUGCAUUGGACCGUUACAUCCUAAGCAGCAAGAUUCAGAGUGCACUCGGGUACAUGGCUCCCGAAUUCGCAUGCCAAACUGUGAAGAUUACUGAAAAAUGUGAUGUCUACGGAUUUGGGAUUCUGAUUCUCGAGGUGUUGACAGGGAAGAAACCAGUGGAAUACAUGGAAGACGAUGUGGUUGUACUUUUUGACAUGAUGCGGGGAGCUUUGGAUGAAGGCAGGAUAGAGGAAUGCAUCGACAAGAAGCUCCAAGGUAAUUUUCCAGUGGAGGAAGCUACUCCAGUGGUAAAGCUUGGCUUGAUAUGUGCGUCCCAGGUGCCAUCAAACCGUCCAGACAUGGAUGACGUGAUCAAAAUUUUGGAACUAAUCCAAUGUCCUUCAGAAAGUCAAGAAGUUUUGGAAUGA
This is a messenger RNA of Fraxinus pennsylvanica, 2901 nucleotides long. Lineage: Eukaryota; Viridiplantae; Streptophyta; Magnoliopsida; Lamiales; Oleaceae. The record is from the annotation of a GenBank genome assembly.